This is a messenger RNA of Hansenula anomala, 663 nucleotides long. RefSeq lists its product as uncharacterized. The transcript has a single exon. The record is from RefSeq and is a predicted model, not a curated record. Bases 1 to 663 code for a protein of 220 amino acids. NCBI's taxonomy places the organism in Eukaryota, Fungi, Ascomycota, Saccharomycetes, Phaffomycetales, Wickerhamomycetaceae.
AUGCCUAACAGUGAUAAUCCAAUAACAAUUUUGAGGUUUUCAAAGGAUAUACUCGAGGAAUCUCCGAAUAGACAAGGGAUCUUGAAUCUGCUAACAGAGAGAAUCAACAAUGGAUAUGAUCAAAACAGAAAGAAAUACAACAUCAUCACCUCUUUAAGAAUUGAACAAGAUAAAGAUUUCUUACGUGAAUUGGGUAUUCAUAAAGAUGGGUCUUUCUUGAUGAUCCUGAUAGCCCAUGAUCUGGAACUUGUUCAACAAUCACUGAAAGAAGGAAACAUCUCAUUGAUAGAUGCCACUAAUGAAACCACACUUGAUGGGAUUGAACAUGAUCAAAUACUGGGCACGAUUGCUGGUAAGCCAAUGGAGUUCCAAUUACAAAAGGCAUGGGAAGUUACAGCAUUCACAUCAAUUGCAAAAGGUGCUGGUAAAUAUUUAUUAAGACAAGUGGAACAAGAAGCCAUUAUUAAAGGAGAUGUUGAAUUAUUAUACAUCACCAUGGUUCAAGAACAUGGAUUAGUUCCUUAUUAUGUGGCAAACGGGUUCAAAGAAACAGGCACUGUGUAUUUUUGUCAAGUUGAUGAUGAUGGAUAUGUAAAGCAAAUUCCUGGAAUGAAAGCUGCUCAAGAUUUCCAUUCUGUUGAGUUGAUAAAGAGUUUGAAAUAG